UUUAUAGAGACGCUAUAAACUGGAGCACAGUUCAGCCACUAACAUUUAACUGGUGGAGUCUUACUGCGCUCACAAUGACAAACUUCAUCCUGGCUUCACUCUGCACCUUCAGUUGGAUUUCUGUGUCAGUUUGUCAGUUUCACACAGUUUCUGUUCGACCUGCUGAAGACGUCACACUGAUGUGCAGCAACUUUACUAAAUUUCUCUCUCACAUAUUUUGGUUUAAGAUGAACAGCAGUCCCAACGCCAGGCACAUCUCAUCUAUGCUCAGUGCAGAGUCUAAUGUCUCUCUAUUUGAUGGUUUCCACUUCAGUAAAUAUAACAUGACAUCUAAUACUACAAACCUGUUUCUGAAAAUCAAAGAAGUGAAUUUCUCAGAUUCUGGACUGUAUUUCUGUGGACAGUAUGCAACAACAGUCUCUGCAGGGUUCACUGCAACAUACUUAGAGGUGGAAGAUGUUUCAGACGGAUUUCUCAAUCUGCCUUGUGUGAUUCUUGGCUGCGUUGCUGUCUUCCUUACAGUCGUCAUUGUUGCUUUGGUUGUCAGGACAAUACAAACAGGUCAAACGGAGAGAAAGAAUCCACGACCCUCUGAGAAUCUGGACCCUCAUUGUCUCAACUAUACGGUGCUGAAAUCACAUCCCAAAACAAAAAACUACGCAAGGUUGUCAGACAAGAAAGAGCUGGAGACAGAUGUUCUGUACGCUGCAACAAGAGAAACUCAUGAAAAAUAAAUUAACCUGAAAUUGUUUUUAGAAGCUGUAAAAGUCAAGAAUGUGGUUCAAAGAUCGACUCUAUUAACUCUGAUGUUGAGAGAUACAGAUAUAUUCUGUUGGCGAAAGAUUCUUUAUUCCAACUACAUUAUACAGCAGAAGAAAGAGCAAAUAAACCUUUCAGCUGUUCUGCUUCUCAACUCUGUUACAGAUGAACAAAACAACGUAUUUUAGUUCUUCAGUAACUAAAUGAACAAAUUCUUCCACCUAUAAUGCUAAAAUAUACAAGGUUAAGUUUUCUAUGGACUCUCAUAAAAAAGUCUUUACUAUCACAUUUGACUAUAUGGUAGAUACACAAUACAGUUUUUAUGGCUACCAAGAUUGUAGCAUAUUCUGUUACUAAAUCUUGAUUUUGUGAUUAUAAUCUAGUAUUACAUCUUAAAAAUCUUAUUGCAUAGAAGUUUCAUAUUUGUUGUCAGUCAUCUUAGAAAGGGAAAUGUAUCGUAUAGAACAAUUCCAAUAAAAGGAAUUUUGAUUCUGAUUUUCCAGGAUUCUUGUCAUGUUGAUAAUUAUGUCUUAUGGAAAAUGAAUAAUAAGAAUUGAACAUACUUUUCAGAAACCUGACAUUUCUGUUUCAAAUGUCUUCAUCAAAUAUAGUCACAUUUUCUGAGUCACUGAAUUGUGAGUUUCCAGUAUCUGUAAUCCAUAAUCAUCAACAUUAAAAGACAUAAAGGCUCAAAAUAAUAAUUGUAUGUGUGGUAAGCCUAUGUAACUAAUUUCUUUUUGAAAUGAUUAAAUUAGUAAACUUUUUCAUGACAUUUUACAUUUUAGAUCUGAAUUUAAGCAUAAAACAGUCUAUCAUUUUAAUUUAUUGAAUAUGAGUGUAUGUUGCACUCAUAUUUUAAUAUCUGAGAAGAAAUCAAAUAAAAAAAGUCAAUCAAGACGUGCAAAUCAAGAAAAAUGUAGCUGAUUAAACAGAAAAUCACUUCAGAUGGUAACAUGUAAUGUGAUACAAUAAGUUGUUAUUGUUUUGUGAUUCAUGGCCUUUAUCUGUUUAAUAUUUUUGCCUCUUUAAUUAAAUAUUCCAAUGCAAAUGAUUCUUCUUGGUCAACCUCCAGACAUUGUUUUUACUAAAACUUUUUGUUAAAACUUUUUCAUUCAGGAGAAAGAAAUUAUUUUUCAAACAUUUUAACAAAUGUCUUUCAAACCUUCUUUGCUGAGGAUAAAUAUGAUGUAUGCUAAAUGAACAUGUUUUGUUUUUUAUGUCUAACUUUGUUAAAUGAUUUUUCUUGUUGAUUACAUCUUUUCUUAUUGUAGCGGUGUUACAGACAGGAAGUGCUGUUUAGGUAAUACUAACUGUCAAGUUGACCAGCUAUGACCAGUGGAAGAUAAAGUGGCAAACUGCUAUUUUUUAAAAAUCUGUUUUCUUUGAUUUAUCAGUGUUUUUUUGUACUUAAAGGCAUGUUUAUUCUUUGUAGUAACUUUAAUUGAUUGCAAGCUACAGUAUCUGUUGGUUUAUUUUGUUGAGUGAUGUAAAAUCAUUUUGUCCCCUUUAAUGCCAGACUGGUCUGAUCCCCCUUUGUCUGUUGUUCAGGUUAGCAUUUUACUGUUAACCAGUUAGUUUACAGUUACAAUAAGUUGCUUUUAAGGCUAAACUGUGUUAGUUUCAUUUGAUCUCUUUGAAGAGCCAUGUGACAUAAUUAGAUUUGUUUGGUUUUGAGCAUUUUUAGGUAAAUAAACCCACCUUUUAUUCAAAAA
This is a messenger RNA of Xiphophorus hellerii (green swordtail), 2471 nucleotides long. RefSeq lists its product as uncharacterized. The transcript has 5 exons. Bases 75 to 734 code for a protein of 219 amino acids. Gene Ontology annotation, biological process: response to bacterium. NCBI's taxonomy places the organism in Eukaryota, Metazoa, Chordata, Actinopteri, Cyprinodontiformes, Poeciliidae. The record is from RefSeq and is a predicted model, not a curated record.